CCACGAUCUUUUAAUUGAAAAUUUCAGAGCUUUGUAGCACUUGCUUUGUUUUUCGACACUCUUUUGGAAUGUACUCCCUUCGAUAUUAUACUAUUAUAAGUAAAUUUAACUUUUUUGGUACAUUAAUAAAAUAAUAUAUUUGAUUCAAGUUGGCAGUGGGCGAAUAUUCAAGUUGGCAAGUAGUAGUAACCAACCAAUCCUAUGCUUAAUUCAUCACUAUAUAUAUUGUUCUUCAAUUAGAUCUACAAGUAACACGAUGAAGUCAUAUUCAUGUAAACUUCAAUUGCUCUUAAUUCUUCUCCUUAUCACUGUGAAUACAAGUACAUCCUUUUCUUUCAACUUAGAUUUUUUAAAAAAAAAUCCUACAGUUAAGUGGUUUGCAAAGCAGGCUGCAAAGAAAGUUGCUAAGGAAACUGCUAAAAGUGUUUUGAAUUAUACCAUAAACAAAAUCGAAAAUCCUGAAGAACCAUCUUUACCCGAAGAAGAGAUCGACGGCCUAUAUAUAAUCAAAGAGUACUUGAGUGAUUUUGGCUACCUCCAACAACAUGGGCCAUUUAAUAACUUAACAAACAACGAAACAACAUCCGCUAUUGAAAUCUACCAACGGAAUUUCAAUCUCCAAGCUAAAGGUAACCUAAACGUCGAGACUUUACAGCAAAUCUUGAUACCACGAUGUGGUGUCCCCGAUAUAAAUUUUGAGUACAAUUUGUCGGGUACAAAUACUAUUUCGUGGCCAAAAGGGAACAAGUGGUUCCCUGAAGGGACAAACAAUCUUACCUAUGGUUUCGCUCCUGAGAGUAAAAUCCCACUCAACGCGACAAAAGUGUUUAGAAAUGCCUUGACACGAUGGUCGACGACCACAAAGGUUCUAAACUUCACAGAGACAUCGUACGAUGAUGCUAACAUUAAGAUUGGAUUCUAUGGUGGUGGUGUGGUUGAUGAAAUUGUGGUGGGUGGCACUAUUAUUAGUUUAGAACUCAAUUCAAGUGUAAAUUCAGGUGUGAUACUUCUCGACGCUUCAAAGUACUGGAUAUUGCCAACUGAUAACUACACUGGGUCAUGGCAAGAUGGAGAAUUUGACUUGGAAACAGUGGCAAUGCAUCAAAUAGGUCAUUUACUCGGACUCGAUCACUCUUUUGAGAAUGACUCAAUAAUGUACCCAGCCAUAUUGCCAUCACAACAAAGGAAGGUUCAAAUAUCAGUUUCUGAUAACGAAACCAUCCACCGACUCUAUACCAUUACCAACACAACCAAAGCCGAUGCUAAUUAUGGUUAUGUCGGGUCUAGUUCCGGUCUCAUUACCUCUUUGUUCCUUGGAUUUGCUUUCGUUGCUAUGUUGAACUAGCCUAUUUGAAUAUAUCCUUUGAUUGGGGACUUGCUUUUACAUUUGUUAAAUAAUGAAUAAUAAGUUGGUUCUAUAGUGCAAAAGUGAAGUAGAUGUUAUACCAUGCACAAAUUUAUUUUUUUACUGUUGAAUCAAUCAGUUCUACCAUUAGAUCAAAUUAAAUAUGGUCAGACUUAUUGAUCCAAAAAAGUUCUAAAAAUAAAUUAUGCAUGGUGCACACUGUUUUAUUUGUGCACCGUAGAAUUAUUAUCCUAUAGUUGUGUAUAAUAAUACUUUACUUGCCCCAAUAAAAAACUACUUUAAGUCGUGUGCCAGUUGAUGUAUAAUAAGUUGUUAUUGUAUGAUAUGUAAUAAACAAUUUCAUGUGUAAUAUAUCAUAUGUAAAAAAAGUUUAUUGUUGCGAUACAUCUAUAUAUUUGGUUCUUCG
Messenger RNA from Trifolium pratense (red clover), 1772 nucleotides. Its product is annotated as metalloendoproteinase 1-like. The transcript has a single exon. Gene Ontology annotation, cellular component: extracellular matrix. Gene Ontology annotation, biological process: collagen catabolic process; proteolysis; extracellular matrix organization. NCBI's taxonomy places the organism in Eukaryota, Viridiplantae, Streptophyta, Magnoliopsida, Fabales, Fabaceae. The record is from RefSeq and is a predicted model, not a curated record. The coding region runs from base 257 to 1345 and encodes 362 amino acids. Gene Ontology annotation, molecular function: metalloendopeptidase activity; zinc ion binding.